AUGUCUUCUUUCGAGCCUUCCCUAUCGACUAGCGGCAUGCGACCUCCCCUUGCCUCAGCAGAUGCCCCGUCUAUGGCGGACUCACUCCCCAAUAUCAACUUUGGGUUUGAGGAUCUGCGCAACCGCAUGGCUCAGUUCACUGCCAAAUUCGACGCAUUCAUCGAACGAGGGCGUAAACAAGUCUUGGAAGAGAGAAAUCAGUUUCACAUCAACCUCGCUGAGUUACAAGAGGACGAGCGAAUGCGACAACGCGAUAUUGAGAUCGUCACUUUGAAAUCCCAAACUCACGAGCAGACUCUCCAAAAGGAAGCAGCUGAGGCAGCUGAGAUGCAUGCAGCUAUCUCAUCCAUCACUUUGGAACGCGACGCACGUCUUGCUAAGCGCGAUCGUCUCAAGCAGCAGAUUGCCGCAACACAACAGGCCAUCAACCAGAAAUUAGAGGCACAGAAAACUCAUGCAAAGCAUCUGGAUGCGCAGUCUAGGCUCAACUUUCCUGAAUUGGAAUUUUGGCAAGACUAUCUGUGUUUAAGGAUCGAGGGGGCAGGGCGCGAGGAUCGGUUGAAAUUCAUCUACAGCCAUAUUCUCGAAAAGGACUGGGAGGCUGAAGCUUGGUUUGAACUAGGUACCGCCAGUCGCGACUACGAAGUGUCUCGCACGAAGCCCAAGGUGAAUCCGGAGGCUUUGGAGCGCGUGGUUGAUUUAGUUAACGAUGAUCGAGACUUCGGGGCCUUCCUUAAGCGAAUGCGCAAGUUGUUUGUAGAGACAAUGAAUUGA
This is a messenger RNA of Penicillium taxi, 774 nucleotides long. Its product is annotated as kinetochore Spc25 family protein. The coding region runs from base 1 to 774 and encodes 257 amino acids. The transcript is spliced from 2 exons. Gene Ontology annotation, biological process: chromosome segregation. NCBI's taxonomy places the organism in Eukaryota, Fungi, Ascomycota, Eurotiomycetes, Eurotiales, Aspergillaceae. The record is from RefSeq and is a predicted model, not a curated record. Gene Ontology annotation, cellular component: Ndc80 complex.